Messenger RNA from Leucoraja erinaceus (little skate), 3408 nucleotides. Its product is annotated as hexokinase HKDC1-like. Gene Ontology annotation, biological process: glucose 6-phosphate metabolic process; intracellular glucose homeostasis; glycolytic process. Gene Ontology annotation, molecular function: D-glucose binding; glucokinase activity; mannokinase activity. The coding region runs from base 260 to 2992 and encodes 910 amino acids. The transcript has 19 exons. Gene Ontology annotation, cellular component: cytosol; mitochondrion. The record is from RefSeq and is a predicted model, not a curated record. Lineage: Eukaryota; Metazoa; Chordata; Chondrichthyes; Rajiformes; Rajidae.
CCUACUGAGCAGUAGAGACAGAGACUAAUUCUGGCCACUGAACCCGGGGUAACGUGUGUGAUCAUCAUUGUCACCUCACAAUGGCAGCUCGUGUGUUGGAAGCUGAUCUCAGUUCCGCGUGGUGACCGAGGUUGAAACACAAUGGAUUGUGUCAGUCUGGAAGGAGCUUCCUGUGACUACUAACACCUUUAUUGGCCUUGAUGCUCCCUUCAAUUUAUUGUGUCAUGGACCUAAUACCCUGAAACACCAAAGCCAAAAAAUGUUUGCGGUACAUCUUUUGGCUUUUUACCUUACGAGAAUUAAUGAAGAUCAAGUCAGAAAGGUCGACCGUUUCCUCUACAACAUGCAACUCAGUACUGAACAGCUACGAGACAUCGUGUCUCGAUUUGACAACGAGAUGAGGAAGGGACUUGACGUCAACAGCUAUUCGACGCUGAAGAUGCUGCCGACCUAUGUGAGAACAACCCCUGAUGGGACAGAAAAGGGCGACUUUUUGGCGCUGGAUUUGGGCGGCAGUCGCUUCGAGGUGUUGCGGGUCCGGGUGUCAGAAGACGGGAGGCAGAUGAUACAGACGGAGAGGCUGAUGUACCCGAUGACUGACAAGAUGAAGCAGAGCCAUGCCAACGAGUUAUUCAAAUACAUCGCCGAAUGCCUGGGAGACUUCAUGACGAAGCACGAGAUCAAGAGCAAGCGCUUUCCACUCGGAUUCACCUUCUCCUUCCCCUGCAGGCAAGCCAAACUGGACGAGGCUUAUCUCAUUGCCUGGGAUAAGGAUUUCGAUGUCAAAGGAACUGAAGGAGAGAAUGUGAUCGGACUGUUACGUAAAGCAAUUGAACAACACCAGGGCUAUAACGUGGACGUGCUCGCCCUGGUGAACGACACGGUGGGGACCAUGAUGGCUGGUGGAUUUGACGACCCCUACUGUGAAGUUGGCGUGAUCGUAGGUACCGGGACGAACGCUUGUUACAUGGAGGAGCUGAGUAACAUCGACGCGGUCAACGACAACGAGGGGCGCAUGUGCAUCAACACCGAAUGGGGGGCGUUUGGCGACGACGGGACGUUGGAGAACUUCCAGUCCGAAUUCGAUCAGGAGUUGGACGCCAACAGCCUCAGACCAGGCAAACAGCUGUUUGAGAAAAUGAUUUCGGCACUCUACCUGGGAGAACUUAUAAGACUCAUCCUGGUUAGACUGGUUCAGAACAGUAUGCUGUUCAAAGGGAAGUUUUCGGAGAUACUCCUCAGACAAAAAUCAAUCACCAUUAAGCAAGUGGCUGCCAUCAUGAACCAGAAAUCGGGGUUGGAGAAUGCCAUGCACAUUCUGAUGGAAAUGAAUCUGAGCCCUUCUGCUGAGGACUGCACAGUGGUGCAGCACGUCUGCGUGAUCGUGUGCUUCCGCUCCGCCUGCCUCUGCGCCGCCAGCCUGGCCUCCAUCUUGCUGCGGCUGAAACGGAUCAAGAAAGUGCAGCGGCUGCGAACGACCGUGGGCAUCGACGGGACGGUGUACAGGACCGUGCCGCUGUACGCAAAGAGCUUGCACAAGAUGGUCAGGCACCUGGCCCCGGAGUGCGACGUGCGCUUCAUCCUGGUCGACACGGGCACGGGGAAAGGAGCGGCCAUGGUGACAGCGGUGGCCCACAGGAUCGUUCACCAGCGCAAGUACCAGAACAAGACGCUGGCGCCCCUCAAGCUGUCCCAGGAGCAGCUGCAGAAGGUGAUGCAGCAGAUGCGCACUGAGAUGGAGCAGGGACUGAACAAAGAAACGCACAGCAUGGCCUCGCUGAAGAUGCUGCCCACCUUCAUCCGCAAAUUCCCCGACGGCACCGAAAACGGCAAAUUCCUAGCGCUUGAUUUGGGUGGGACCAACCUCCGAGUGCUGCUUCUGGUGGUGAACGGUCGGAUCAGGCGAACCACACAGAUCUUCCAGAGAAACUAUCCUAUCCCUUUGGAAAUUAUGCAAGGGACGGGUGAAGAGCUGUUUGACUACAUUGUGGAGUGCAUCGUGGAAUUCCUGGACUACAUGGGCAUGAAGUGUGCCCAAUUACACGUGGGAUUCACCUUCUCCUUCCCUUGUGUACAGCAUCAACUGGACGAGGGCAUUCUAGUCAGCUGGACCAAAGGCUUCAAGGCCACUGAUGUGGAAGGACACGACGUCGUUGCCCUAUUGAAAGAGGCUGUUAAAAGACAAGGGGAGCUGAACCUGGAGAUCGUGGUACUCAUGAAUGACACGGUGGGGACCAUGAUGAACUGCGCUUACGAGAACUUCAACUGUGAAAUCGGCCUGAUCGUAGGAACGGGCUCCAACGCCUGCUACAUGGAAGAGAUGAAGAACAUUGAAAUCGUGGAGGGCGAUGAAGGAAGGAUGUGCAUCAACAUAGAGUGGGGAGCCUUCGGCGACAACGGAUGCCUGGACGAUAUCCGGACAACCUUCGACAAACUGGUGGAUAUCAAUUCAGUAAACCCUGGAAAGCAAAGAUACGAGAAAAUGAUCAGCGGCAUGUACCUGGGUGAAAUCGUACGCAACAUACUGAUUAACUUCACCAGACGUGGCCUGUUAUUCAGAGGCCUCAUCUCACAUGUGCUGAAGACUGUCGGCAUUUUUGAGACCAAAUUUCUGUCCGAGAUAGAGAGUGACCGCCUGGCCCUGCUCCAGGUGCGGACCAUCCUCCAGCACCUGGGCCUGGACAGCACGUGCGACGACAGUGUCAUCGUCAAGGAGGUGUGCGGCGUGGUCUCCAGGAGGGCAGCCCAGCUGUGCGGGGCCGGAAUGGCCGCCGUGGUGGACAAGAUACGGGAGAACCGGGGCUUGGACCGCCUGGACAUCAACGUCGGGGUGGACGGAACCCUCUACAAGAUGCACCCUCAUUUCUCCACGAUCCUGAAGGAGACGGUGUUGGAAAUGGCACCAAACUGCAACGUGACCUUCAUCCUUUCUGAAGACGGCAGCGGGAAAGGUGCUGCCCUGGCAUCAGCAACGGUCCAACGAUCCCAGUGAUCCCCAGCCUGCCCGGCAACACAACACAACACAACACUAACAGGGCCCUCCAAACACAUGGCAAACGCCAAACAGGCUGCUUGCAACGUUGCUGACAGUUGACGAUAUACAUUUCUUCCUCAAACGUUUGAAGGUAUAAAAUUAUAACCGCUUUACAAUUGGCUUCAUUCAUCCAAUGCCCCUGUUUUAUUUGCUGCCUCGUAACCGUAUGACCAACUGUGAAGAAAUUCCAUUCCAUCCUGCCCCAUCUUAUGAGAAUCAGUUUUAAUUUAGAUCUCAUUUAUCAAUAGUCCUGAUCAAUUAAGGCUAUGUGUGUGCACCACAAAAAAAAAUGAACAAACGAAUAUUUCUGUAACCGAUUUUGAAUUAAAAUGUGACGCGCCAGCCAAAUUAAAGGCAAAGUGGUCUUUGUUUCU